Vespula vulgaris is the source of this 5468-nucleotide messenger RNA. RefSeq lists its product as uncharacterized. Lineage: Eukaryota; Metazoa; Arthropoda; Insecta; Hymenoptera; Vespidae. The coding region runs from base 465 to 4307 and encodes 1280 amino acids. The record is from RefSeq and is a predicted model, not a curated record. The transcript is spliced from 8 exons.
AUCGUAGUUGUCACAUUCAUUCUUCGCGCGCCGUUUCUAUCGCAUUGUUUGCCAAGUAUUACCGCCAAGUCCAACUGUUUUAAUAUUUCUAAAUAAUACGUUGAUUUCUUUUUUCUUUGGAUUUGCGUUCGCUUUUCUAUUUGUUUUUAUAUGAAAAAAUGAGAAAGAGAGAAAGAGAGAGAGAGAGAGAGAGAGAGAGAGAGCAAGAUAAGCGUCAACAAUCGAGUGGAUUUGUAGAGACAUAGAAAUUGUGUCCUUUUGGUGUGGUAGACGAAACACGUGUACCUAUCGCAUAAACCGCGUGCUCUAUGCAACGUGAAAGGAUUUAUUUAAUAAUUAUCCAUGGAGGAACUAUAUUUGUGGUUAUUGUCCCCCAACAAGGAACCUACUUGAAUCGUUAUCAUUUUUCUAUCCUUUUUACCGAGCUCGAGCGGCGUUCUUCGAUCAAAACUUGGUGAGCCUAAAUGCGCGGGUUUUUUGGAGUGCCUGGCGCGGAGAGGAGAUACAGGAGGAAAAUUUCAAAAAAACGACUUUGUCUUUCCAAAAUUCCUCGUGAUUCUUGUGAAUUCUCGAAAACGUCUGUUUAUUCGACUGGAUUAGGCCCGGGAGAAGAGAUCGUACACGAGGAACCGAUCGUCGUGGAUUUAACUAACGAUGACGCUAAACUAACGCGGAAAGAAAGAGAAACAAGUACAAGUAGUUCAGAAGAUUACGCUAUGAUAGCUGACAGUUCGAACAGAUUUCAUCGCGAUAAUAAUAGCAACAAUGGUAUAGCUACGGCAUUACGCGAUCGCGGAUCAUGCGUGAUCCCGAUUCAACCGAAUCAUUGCCUUCCUAUACAUCCAGCACCACCGGUUCCAACUCGAGCUCUACCUAUACCAAAGUCUCGAAAAUCUCGUUCUCCAAUAUUGAAACUCGUGAGAGCUUCGAUUUUAGACGCAGUCAACGUGGAACCAGUCAAAUCAACGACUUUGGAAACUAACGGCGAUCAGGAGGAAGAGAAUAGCGCUACUUUUUUCCCUGAACGAAGUCGGGAACAGAAAACUUCCUUAGAGGAAACAAACUCGGUGCUGCAAACGAAUCAAAACUCUUGUUCCAUCAAAAUCGUAGAUCGCCUUAAACGGAAGAUCACCGAUGAAAAGUCUAAGGAACGUGGAAAAGAUGCUACGAAGGAUUCGAAGAAAAGAAGAAAAUCUUCUGACGUUAAUUCAGACGGUGGAUUCAAUGAAUUGUUUACAAAUUCUAUAGCUAACAUCGACAAAGAAGGAAAGACAGAGCUUUGUAAUGAUAAAAAGUAUGCAAUGUCGAUCGUGGGAUCAACAACAGAGAUUAAUUUUGGAAAGGAGAAGAUCGUACCACCGCUAAGAUUGAAGAAAGUCAUUCAGGAAGGAAAAGAUGGCGAUCGUGGUAACGCGGAACUACCCUCGAACGGAGAAAAAGAGGCCAAUUAUAGAAUAGUCACGGGUGCUACGCCUCGUCCAGAAGCGCAGUCUAUUCCGACAAUUUGCGAAUAUUGGACCAGAGAAAAUUUCGAUAAUGAUGAUAACUUCGACGUUGCGUUGACAAGUUCGACCACUCACGACGUCGUUCGUCGAUCUCCUGUCAAAAGCGACGAUUACAAAUUGAAAUAUAGACGUAAUAGAUUAAAACAAAAGCUCAAAGAAUUACAAGACAAGGCCUUAGAUCUAUCUCAGGAAAUAGCAAAUGCGCCUAAUAUUAUGAAUUCUAGUACGCAACGAAACACAAGACUCAGACAAAUGAUGAACUGCUAUGAGAAGCAAAUAGAAAAUGUUUCAAAGUUACUUAAUAAAUUAUAUAACGAGAAUCCUGUAGCGAACAAGUUUGUCGACAUUGAUGAAAAUAAGAGAGAACAUCAAUGGGAUGACGAAUUCGUUCAAAAUUUUUCUCCAAUUUCGUCACCAGAACCACCGAAACUGUCACCACGUUCCCCAAUAAAUCAAAAUAAGUCACCGAAUAGCGUUAGAAAUAGUCCACCUGUAUUGCCUAAAGUUUCUUUAAAUAUUUCAUCGAACCUGGAUAUUCUGGACGAGCACGAUGCAGAGACUGUACAGUUGCCAAACGAAUCCUCCUGGAUCACGUGCGAGAAUAAUACGGUAGAAAUUUCGUCGAUGGCAGAUACCUUUUGUGAAGACACGACAAAUCAAGAAUGGGAGUCUACUAAUAAUACCGAUAGAGAACAUCAAUUGACAACACCUCCAAUUCUUUCGUCAACUUCUCUCGAUCCGUGUUCCUCAGAAAAUAUUGAAAAUAUUGAAAAUAGGGAAGUAUUUUUCAAUAAUAUUGGAGAAGUUGUAGAAAAAGAUAAAAUUAAAAUGAUGCAUGGAAAAAAGGAGAUGAUGAAAGAACUCUCUAAGACGAUAGAAGUUGUAUCAACGAAUCACUCAAUUAUCAAAGAAACGACAGAAAUAAGGAAACAUGAGGUACAAGAUGCCAAUAAAGCAAUUCAAAUUAACCAUAUCAAAAGUCCUAUAAUAAGUUCCGUCACUGGAGCCUCCGAGUUACCAUGUAACAUGAGAUGCGAUCAAGUAGACGCAACUUUGCCAACACCACCGAUAACGAAAACGCAAAUAUCAUCUUCGAUCGAUAUGAUGAACAUCUUGCAAUUAGGAUCGAAUUAUUAUGACUCUACGCUUUUGAAAAAAAAUGAUUUAGAAACUAAUAAAAUGGAAGAUUCUAAAACAAUCCAAAAGGUACCAUCGGGUACGAUAUCAUCAAGGAAGACCAACUAUGACUCGAUAGCUUCGACUUUCAACCAAGUGGAAUAUCCUUUUACGGAUCAACAUUUUCCUGUUCAAAGUAGUAAUGAUAAUCGUAUCAUAACUGAACAAUUUCCUACGCUUGGUAAUUGGGUGGCCAAAAUGUCGAAGAAGCAAGUUUCUAAACAAAAAUCUAAAUUACAAACUAUGGGAAAUUCCAUUAGUACUAUUCCAAUGGAAGAACCAAUGCGUACUGCAAAGUUCGAUACGCACAAAGUAUCACUGAAUGAAACGAAUACUGCCCAUGGUAACAACGUGACAGUAAAUAUUACUCCACAAUGGAAUACGGAAAGAUGGCAUCGUCAACAACAUCAUCAACAACGUCAGCAACAGCAAUUAUUUCAACACGUGUCUGCUAGUGCAACUCCUCUAUCCUUUCCAUCUACUACAACUCUGAAUACAGGAAUUUGCACGCCACUUUCGACAACUCAAUUUUAUCCAAAUAACUAUAACAUUAAUCCAUAUAAUGGAGCAACGUUUGGUUAUCAUUCCACACUGUAUCCUGUUUACAAUGGUUACACAUAUCAUUCCCGUUUACAUCCAGGAACACCUUUGACAAGUUACCAUAUACCUAUGCAAGAUCCUCUUAAUUCACCUUUACGUCCAUUGUCACGUGUUGAUAAGCACAUACAGAAUUCUUCUUUGCAGAAUUCAAAUCGAAAUUUUACUUCUGAUAUUUUAAAAUACUCUGGAUCACUUCCCGCUGCUAGAUCCCAGCCACCAAAUGACUUUAGUUUUGAUCGACUCAGAACAACAUCUACCAACAAUCAUAAUGGCGAAGCAAACUGUCUUUCAUCACUAUUGCUGGCAUCUUCAUCUCUAUCACCAGGGACACAACAAACUUUACCACGUACACCUCUUAGCGGAUAUCCAGCUAGCAAUAAUCAAUAUGGACGUAACAGAAUAAUACCAGAUGUUGUAGCUGCAGCUGCAGCUGCUGCAGUAGUUGCAGCAGCUUCUAUUGGAAGACAACGUGCCUCUUUACCUUCUUACAGCAAAUCUGCAAGCACAGCCAUUAAUGCCGUCAUGGAAGUGGAUCCUACUCGGCUAACUUCAAACAUCUCCAAUAAUCGUACUCGAGAACAUCUUUUAUCUAAUCAAGGACAAUCCAUUGAUGUUGGAACGAAAGAAUCACAAUGGAACAGUGCUGGAUAUCAUUCUAUACCAAAUUUACUUUUAGAAAGAUUACCUUUUGUUAGAACAGAACACAAUUUCCCUGCAACUUCUACACUUUCUAAUAAUAUUCAAAAUUCACCAUCUAUAUCGACAGUUUCUCUUCCACAAAUGUCGAAAAAAGUUUCUAGAAGCAUCGAAAGAGACUGUGAAACGCCACAUCUUGGUAAAGUAAACAGAAGCCCUGAUACAUUGAGUAAUAUUAAAUGUUCCAAUUGUGGUAUAGCUGGAUCAAUGUUCAAAUGUCUUGGAUGUGAGGUAGCUUUUUACUGUAAUGAAAGAUGCCAAGCUCGACAUUGGAAUAUUCAUGUUGAAAAAUGUCCAAAAAAAAUGCCAAAACUGAAAAAAGUAGCAUAAAUUGCAUAUUAAAUAUAUUUUUCCGUAAAUCACAAGUGCCGUGAUUUCUAGUCAUUAUGUUUGUUAAUUUACAAACAGACGUGCAUAACGUUAUACUGAUUGUCCUUACGUGUUUAAAUUAAUCCUAUUUUAAUCCUUGACGCGACAUACAAAAAAUAUUACUAUGUAGAUAUCAUUUUUCUAAAAUAGGAUUUUCUAAGUUUCUCAAAUUACGCUUGAAACUAUAAAUUCAAAUAUUUUUGCAUGUCAUUCUUGCAUAUAUUAUAUAUAUGCAUAUACACAAGUACACAUACACGCCAUACACAUUUAUACGUAUUGUAAAACUAAAAACAGUAUAUGAAAGAAAAUAAUUCCUUUUUGAAAGUACAAAAUAAGAAAACAAUGCGCUUAAUAAUACUUGAAUAUCAAUAUGCUCUAGUCAAUUACUAAUAACACCAAAAGUGUUUAUAUUUUACUUAUCAAAUCUUAUUUUAAAUAUAUAAUAUGUGUGUGUGUAUGUGUGCAUAUAUGUUUUACUUGAUCCUUAUAUAUCAAUUUUCUUACUUUACUUACAAUUAAUAAUCUAUUUAGUAUUCAUUAUUAAUAUAAUAACAAUAAUAACAAUAAUCAUGAUUAUAGAAAAUAUAAAGUUACAAAAACAUUUACAUUUUAAUUAAUAUACUAAUUAUAACUUAAUGAUUGUCUGGUUCUGAUGCUUUAUAAUGUUUUUCAAUAGUUUGUAACCUUUGUCAAAAUAAAGUUUAGUUUCCUAUUAUACUCUUUCCAACCAAGCAUUAAUAUAAGGCUAUUCUGCAUGUGGAUCAUAUUCAGCUACAUCUACAGUUUAAUAUAUAAUAUCUGUUAUAAUAUAUAUCUAUUUUAUAUAACAGAAUUAUAAUAAUACAAAUGUAAAAAUAUUACGUAAUGAGAAACGUAAAAAUAUGGAUUACUUAUAAACUCACGCAGUUGCUUCAAUUGACAGGCUCCAAAUACGUCACUUACACUAGUUUUAUUGCUUAUAAGAAAGAAUUUAUCUUUUAACCAGAUAUUUUCUAUUAAAUCCAAAUAAUUCAGCAUUUGUGCUUUAUACUUUUCUAUUUGUUUAAAUUUAUGUAACUUUCUUGUAAAAAAUUAAAAUACAAUAAGAAAAAGUAAAGAAUAAAAUUACAAAAAUGUUCGUUA